This is a messenger RNA of Condylura cristata (star-nosed mole), 2007 nucleotides long. It is a transcript of the gene LRIT3, whose product is annotated as leucine-rich repeat, immunoglobulin-like and transmembrane domains 3. The coding region runs from base 1 to 2007 and encodes 668 amino acids. The transcript has 4 exons. The record is from RefSeq and is a predicted model, not a curated record. Lineage: Eukaryota; Metazoa; Chordata; Mammalia; Eulipotyphla; Talpidae. Gene Ontology annotation, molecular function: protein binding.
AUGCAUCGCCUGGCGUGUCUGUGUGUCCUGCUUAGUUUCUUGGAAGAAGUGGGCGGCACGUGUCCUUCCCGGUGCGCCUGUGAUGGCAGCGAGGACGGCGCAGGACCCAGGUCUGUGCUGUGCAAUGACCCGGAUAUGACCGAGGUCCCCACGAACUUCCCUGUGGACACUGUGAAGCUCCGCAUAGAGAGGACGGCGGUGCGCAGAGUCCCGGCAGAGGCAUUCUACUACCUGGUGGACCUCCAGUUCCUCUGGGCGACUUGCAACUCUGUGGCCAGCCUUGAGACCGGCAGCUUUUACAACCUGGGGCAGCUGCAUGAGUUGCGCUUGGCUGGGAAUGCUCUGGCUACCUUCCCUUGGGCAUCUCUGCAGGACACGCCCCAGCUGAGGACCCUGGAUUUGCACAAUAACAGAAUAGCCAGUGUGCCGAAGGAGGCCAUCAGGCACCUGACUGGCCUCGCCUACUUGGAUUUAUCAAGCAACAGACUAACUACGCUGCCACCGGAUUUCCUGGAGAGCUGGUCACACGUCCUUACAUCGUCUAGAAGCCUGGACCCUUCACCAAGGAGAAUGAUCCUCGGUCUGCAGGACAACCCUUGGUUAUGUGACUGUCACAUUUCAAAACUGAUCGAGCUGUCAAAAAUUGCUGCCCCUACUGUGAUGUUCCUCGACCCACUGAUGGUGUGCAGUGAGCCCGAGAGCCUGGCGGGGAUUCUGUUUCAGCGGGCCGAGCUGGAAAAGUGUCUGAAGCCACUGGUGAUGACCUCGGCCACCCAGAUUACCUCUGCUCUGGGCAGCAACAUCCUGCUGCGAUGUGAUGCCACUGGCCAACCCACCCCACAGCUCACAUGGACCAGAGCCGACAGUGCACUCGUUAAUUACACAGUAAUUCAGGAGUCUCCAGGGGAAGGCAUCCGAUGGUCCAUAAUGAGCUUGCCAGGCAUUUCUACCAAGGAUGCUGGAGAUUACAAAUGUAAGGCCAAAAAUUUGGCUGGGUCUUCAGAAGCCGUGGUCACCGUGACAGUGCUUGGUGGUGGCUCAGCCGUAUCACCAGACUCACCCGGGGAAACUGGAGAUCGCUCUGGGCAAGAGGUUCACACAGGACCCAGAAGACCCAUGUCCACACCCGGUCCGUCCUCCACGGCCUGGCCGCCUUCCUCCUUUGCUUCUUCCACUCCCCUCUAUCCUGUAACUCCGUUCUCUCCCUCCAGCAUGUCCUUCUCCUCACCGCCUUCAGCCUCAACUCUAAGCACCAGCAUUUCAAUUUCAGCAAGUACUGUCCUGGCCGACCAGCAGCCCCUCCUGCACCACCUGGAUGGGAAAAGCGAUUCCAAAGUGGAGAGGAGUGGAAAUGCGCUUCCCGCAGCCAGUACAAGUGAGAAGGAAGAGCUGUCAGAGGGAGCGUUGCCUGUGGGGACGGAUGCCACAGUAGAAAACGUCAGGGUGGCCAGCCAGACACGAGAGAGCGUGACUCUGACGUGGAACGUGGUCAACCCCACGCCCAACUGGGAGGUGACUGUGUCGUAUUCCAAAUUCGGGGAGGAGGCCCCACGGCUGCUGAUCACAGACUCCAGCAAGAACCAGGUGACCCUGGAAGGCCUAGUGCCUGGCGGGCAGUACCUGGCGUGUGUCUGCCUGUCAGGAACGCAGCCCCACAAGGACCAGUGUGUCACCUUUGCCACAGACAGUGCUGAGGGGGGCACCGCUCCAGGCCCCUUCCUCGUGCUGAGCGCUAUAGCCUGUGGGAUUAUCUUGCCGGUGCUUUUUUUCCUGCUGUAUAAAGUUUGCAAACUGCAAUGUAAGUCAGACUCCUUCUGGGAAGAUGAUUUGACCAAGGAGACUUAUAUCCAAUUUGAGACCCCGUCCCCCAGGCGUCCAAGUAUAGGGGAACCUUGGGUACGGAAGCACAGAGACGAUUGCGAAAAAUUGCUGCUUUGCUCUAGGUCAAGUGUGGAAUCUCAGGCGCCUUUUAAAAGUGAAGCGUCUAGACCAGACUAUUACUGCUGA